AUGCCCCUCAAAUACCUCAUAACGGGAGCCACGGGCGGACUAGGCUCAGAAGUCCUUAAGCACAUAGCUGCGAACGUCCCAGCCUCGGAGUUCGCUGCUGCGUCGUCGAGCGAGUCGAAGCGCAAGGAGUUUGAGGACAGAGGUAUCCCCUUUCGAGUGGCCAGCUUCGAUGAUCCGAAGACCUUGGAGGAGUCGUUUACGGGAGUCGAGAAUCUGUUCUUUGUCAGUACCAACACGUUCAAUGUUGAGAGAAGAACGAGACAGCAUCAGAAUGUCAUUAAUGCUGCUAAGAAAGCCGGAGUGAAGCAUGUAUGUUUGUACUAUAUGCCAUUACCGUUCGAAAAGGACGAUCUAACGUCUUAG
Monascus purpureus is the source of this 363-nucleotide messenger RNA. Lineage: Eukaryota; Fungi; Ascomycota; Eurotiomycetes; Eurotiales; Aspergillaceae. The record is from the annotation of a GenBank genome assembly.